This is a messenger RNA of Acinonyx jubatus (cheetah), 2980 nucleotides long. It is a transcript of the gene CAPZA1, whose product is annotated as capping actin protein of muscle Z-line subunit alpha 1. Gene Ontology annotation, molecular function: actin filament binding. The coding region runs from base 636 to 1493 and encodes 285 amino acids. Gene Ontology annotation, cellular component: F-actin capping protein complex; actin cortical patch. The transcript is spliced from 10 exons. The record is from RefSeq and is a predicted model, not a curated record. Gene Ontology annotation, biological process: actin cytoskeleton organization; barbed-end actin filament capping. NCBI's taxonomy places the organism in Eukaryota, Metazoa, Chordata, Mammalia, Carnivora, Felidae.
AGGGGCCAGACCUGGUUGUGGUGGGAACCCCGGCAGUGUCCCCAGGAAAAAGAAGCUUCUUGGCCCGUGCUGGCAUACGCUCUGCAGUUGGGACGCUUUGCUCUUGAGGGGCUUUCCUCUGCCUCACGGUGGCCCCAGUUCCCCAUUCCUUAACUCUCUUUUUCUCCUGCGGGGCCUGAGGCACAGCCCAGUGACCUUCCUGCAGGAGACGAGAUUUUGCCUUAUUGAAUCAUGACUGUGGACUCUUUUCUGUAAUUAAGAGAGGGGGCGAUGGUGAUGUCUGGACGUGUCAGGAAGCAGUUAUUUUACCGCCUUUAGCUGUCGGGGCUCUCCCCAUCCCCCCAUUUUUAGAUAUGAUUGAGGCUAGUUUAGGGCGGGUCACUUCCUGGUCAGAGUGGCCUCUUAACUUCCCUUUUGCUCCUCCUUCCUCAGGAAGUGAUUUUGCUGUCACGACUCUUCGACAGGGAGAGGUCCCCAUGUGUUGUCCGUCCCUCCACUCUUUUCUCGCUUACGAUCGGCUGAACUAAUUCUCAGUAAUAAGUGUGUAAGCCUCAGGACAUUUGCUUCAGAAUUUAAACACCACUCUUCUCUUAGACAGUCCCUUGAUUGAUCGUGUGCAUGUAUGUAAGCCCGCGAUGACUCCAUCCCUUGCGCCUUACAUCCUAUUAACGGUACGCAUAGCUGCUAAAUUCAUCACUCAUGCACCCCCAGGGGAAUUUAAUGAAGUGUUCAAUGAUGUCCGGCUACUACUUAACAAUGACAAUCUCCUCAGGGAAGGGGCAGCACAUGCAUUUGCCCAGUAUAACAUGGAUCAGUUCACGCCUGUGAAGAUAGAAGGAUAUGAAGAUCAGGUCUUAAUUACAGAACAUGGUGACCUGGGUAAUAGCAGAUUUUUAGAUCCAAGAAACAAAAUUUCCUUUAAGUUUGACCAUCUACGGAAAGAAGCAAGUGACCCCCAGCCAGAGGACGUAGAUGGAGGUCUGAAGUCUUGGAGAGAAUCCUGUGACAGUGCUUUAAGGGCCUAUGUGAAAGAUCAUUAUUCCAACGGCUUCUGUACUGUUUAUGCUAAAACUAUAGAUGGGCAACAGACCAUUAUUGCGUGUAUUGAAAGCCACCAGUUUCAGCCUAAAAACUUCUGGAAUGGUCGUUGGAGAUCAGAGUGGAAGUUCACCAUCACACCACCUACAGCCCAGGUGGUUGGAGUACUUAAGAUUCAGGUUCACUAUUAUGAAGAUGGCAAUGUUCAGUUGGUUAGUCAUAAAGAUGUACAGGAUUCAGUAACUGUUUCGAAUGAAGUCCAAACUGCCAAGGAGUUUAUUAAAAUCAUAGAGCAUGCAGAAAAUGAGUAUCAGACAGCAAUUAGUGAAAACUAUCAAACAAUGUCAGACACCACAUUCAAGGCCUUGCGCCGGCAGCUUCCGGUUACCCGCACCAAAAUCGACUGGAACAAGAUACUCAGCUACAAGAUUGGCAAAGAAAUGCAAAAUGCUUAAAGGCUGAAUGUAGGAUUCUUCAGUAUGUGGAAAGAAAGGAUUCAACAUGCGGUCAUAUGAUAAAUAAGUGAUUUAUAAACAAGAGUGAUAUUUUGCUAGGGCUUUCAAAGUUAACAGGUUUUCUAGCCUCAUGGAAUACUGUUGAACCUAUAGCAUCAUCUUGAUUCUUUUGUGUUCUCUGCCUUGUAAUUUUCUGUUUUCACUAUCUCUACUUGUAAAUUUUUUUUUUUUUUUUUUAAUUCUGCCACAUUUAAUGAUGGAGAGAGAUCUAUCCUGGAGUCAUUUUACUGUUUAGAAAAUUUUCCUAGCCAUGAAGCCCUGUUAUUGAUACAGACAGGUAAUAUGCCCAGUACUUUUCUACCCCUAUCCUUCAAAGCACUUCUGGUACUUUAGUGGUUUUUACUGAUCCACCAACAGGUAAAGAGGCUAUGCUACAAACUAGCUGAAUGGAAGACACAUUCAUCCUUCUCCCUCUGACUGCUUUGAUUAUCAUUUAUAACAUCUCAUAACUGUAGUGUUCAAAAGUUUGGAUUGGGCUUUUCAGGUCCUUUUGUGGGGGCAAAGGAAGUUUUCUGGAAAUUCCAUUAUAGCCAGCUUCUCUGGGGAAGUUGUUUUUAAAUCCAAAGACUUGAACCACAUUCCCUGCACAUGAACGUGUUUGCUUUUUUCCUCUUCCCUCAUUGUCUCCUUCCCAUCUAGUACCGUUAUAGUUAUAGACAUCUGCAUUUUUAGAAGAGUUUUACCCAUUUAUUAUUAUUUUUUAUUAUUCAAGAACUGCUGACGUACUAGGGAUGUAGUAGAGUAUAAAACUUGAAAAAUGCAGAUGUUGAAGGAAUAAUAGUAUCUUGUGCUUUAAUACUUUGUGGCAGGAUUAUACUAUAAGCAGAUGAUUCAAACAACUAUGUAAAUCACAAACACAAACAAAAAAUGAACCAAAGUGAAAAGGAUAUGUUCCAGGCAGUAUCUUUCUAUUGUAACCUGUUAUUUAAGGGAAUACUAGUGAUUUGUUCUAAAUAGGAUGUAAAACUUGUUCCAAAUUACUUUUCCUCAGUCCUGCCUGCCAAGAACUUAAAUGUAACUGUGAUUCAGCAACCCUUCCCAGGUAUAUUGGCAGGUAUAUGUAUGAUCUCAGAAUACACAGGUGACAUAGAUAUGAUAUGACAGCUGGUAAUGGUGGAUUCAUUUACAUUGUUUACACUUCUAUGACCAGGCCUUAAGGGAAGGUCAGUUUUUAAAAAACCAAGUAGUGUCUUCCUACCUAUCCAAAUACAUGUCAAAAAAGAAGGGUGUUUGUGCUUCAGCUUUGUUUUUGCUCAGUAAUACAGUCAAGCAAGUUUGUUUCCAAGUGACCAGUUGAACUGUGUAAGCAUUUUUGUUUAUUUCAAAUAAAAUAUAUUUGUAUUAUGUGUCAUUCAUACUAUCCAUUCAUACCACACUAUCCUCUGUAUCAGGUAGUCCAAUAGAAAUAUACCUGUUUUGUUCUUAAA